AUGUAAAUAUAAAAAAGAAAACAGAAUACUUUUAUAAAUCAUAAUUCUACUUAUGAUUUCGGAUGGCUUCUAAAUUUUACAGAUGCUUUCUCUAAACAUGAAUUGCAACAAUCAAAUAUGAAAUAGUUACCAAAAGCGUUUGUGUAAAACGAUUUCUUACUAUAAUCAGAGAUUUAUAUUUACAAUUUAGAAUAAGAAUAAUUUGUUUUGCAGAAAUUGGAAUUGUAUCCAAACAUGAUUAUCUCGGAUAAUUUGUUUUUAAUCCUGUCAACAUGCACAAUUUAAAAAACGAAAAUCGAAUAUCGUGAGUUUAAUGCUCAAGGCUUGAAAUUAUGUAAUCAACUUGGAUAAACUUAUUUGUUCUUUAUUACAUUAAAAGAUUUAACCAAUUGGACUAAAUAUGCUAAGAAAUUUUGUAAAUUGUCCAACUUUUUAUAAAAAUACACAAUUAAAGAGAGAACCAAUGUCCCUAAUGUUUUUGCUUGUGUUAAAAAUAAGAAUAAUUCGGUUUACACAGUAAAUAUCUUUAGAUUACAAGACUUCGACAAAAAUCCAUCGCUUUAUGAAUAAUUGAUGAAUGAAGUCAACAUCCUCAUGAGUCUGAAACACCCUUGUUUACUUAAAUAUUGUUCAUUAUAUGAAGAUCAAUAACACUUAUAUAUAUUAUAUGAGUAUUGGGUUGGAGAUCCACUAUACAAAUUAUUGGAAUAAGGUUUAGUCUUAAAUUCCACACAAAUAUCCAACAUAGUAUAUUAACUAAUUAAGUUUGUAAAAUUUUUACAUAAACAAAAUUUAUAUCAUGCCUAAAUAACUCCUCAGAAUAUAAUUCUGUUGAGGAAUGCUUCCUUAGAUCAGUUGCAAAUAGUAUUGAUUAAUUUCGCUUACAGAGAAGAAAUAGGAGUUGUUUAACUAAUAAAGAAAUUACCUAAGUAAUGGAUACCCCCAGAGAUGCAAUUAUGCAAUGUCCAAUACCCACAGAAAAUUGACUAAUUCUAAAUAGGAUGUACUCUAUUCUACCUUUGUGUCUACAAGCCUGUUAUCAAAGGGAGUUGCCAAUCUUUUAGCAAAUCCAUUGAAAAUAUCGAUAUUUCCUUCCUUAGAUUAAGAUAAGAAUAAGCAUUAUCAGAGAAAUCCAUUCUGAGCCUCUCUUAGAUUGAUCUAUUGCAAUACUUAAUUCAACCAGAUCCUAUUAAGAGAAAAGAUUUGUAAGAGUUGAGUAAUCAUCAUUGGUUUGUCAACGAAAAAGCCAAAUUUAAAUAGAUUGGAAAAUAGAAACUAUUGCCUAGUUUAAGAACAAUAUUGGAAAUUAGAGAAUAAAGUUCAAUGGAAGUUAAAUUAACCAGACCUACAUAAAGGUUAAGUAUUGCAAGCAUAGAAUCAGAUGAUGAUGAAGACAUAAAUUUGUAGGAUCUUAACUGUUCUGAAAAUAACCAUUUAACUGAUAUUAUAUCAAUAUUAAAUUCGUAGAACUUAAGUGUUCAUAAAUGUUGA
This is a messenger RNA of Paramecium tetraurelia, 1491 nucleotides long. RefSeq lists its product as uncharacterized. Gene Ontology annotation, molecular function: protein serine/threonine kinase activity; ATP binding. The transcript is spliced from 2 exons. Gene Ontology annotation, biological process: mitotic DNA damage checkpoint signaling; protein phosphorylation. Gene Ontology annotation, cellular component: nucleus; cytoplasm. NCBI's taxonomy places the organism in Eukaryota, Ciliophora, Oligohymenophorea, Peniculida, Parameciidae. The record is from RefSeq and is a predicted model, not a curated record.